UAUAUAUGCAUGUGUUCCUUGUGUCACUCUGUACGUGUUUUGCUUCGAAUAUUUUUAUUUUAUUUUAUUUGUGAUUCUAAUUCUGAAUACAAUUGAAUAAAAUCUGUAACUGCUUGGUUGCGACUUGGUUGAAGAUCACGGAAAAAUCUGAGCUUUGUUGUGUUAUCUCUAAUUUUUUGUGAUCCUGGGUAAAUUGGAUCAAUCUGAACAUUAUAUUUGUCGGGUUUGAAUUUGCCGCAUCUUUAUUUUGCUUGAUUGAAAAUUUAAUCUUGAUUUUUCGGUCGAAAAAUAUUCAGGGAUGAUGGACGCAUUGCAAGAGCUUCGGGAAGAAUUGUACCUUACUGCAGCAGAAGAGUUUAUAAAGGAAUACCAAGACUCGUUGGACUCUGUGAGAAGGAAUUUGGCAAUAUAUAUGGACCCUUGUGCUGCUAUGUCAGCCCUAAAUAACCCCCCAAAGCCAAUCUCAGAAAACUAUCACGUGGCCGACAAGAAGGUUGACCAGCUAGGGGUUCUACACGACCGACAGCUGGCGGAGGCGGAGCAUAUUUUGAACUACGUGCUCGACUUCUACCUGGCGAGGCCUGGUGUUGUCAAUGCCGAUGAGAUUGCUUUUGCACUCGAACGGUUCUUAAACAAGAUCCAAAAGGCAACCGAUUCUUACACGGUGAAAUUGGGGAUUAGCCCUUACCAGAACAUGAGCCCGUACGGCGAUUCUCUGCUUGUGAUGAUGAACAAGUUUCAACACAUGCAGCUUAAAGCAGUAGACUGUGGCUCUGAUGGAAAAUCAGGGCUAGGCGCAACCGAAACAAAAAACGAAAAGCUUAAAAGAGAAGAAAAGAAGAAACUACUUGGGGUUAAGAGAUUAAGUUCGCCGCCAGUUCUCAAGACAAAGAAGAUACCGUAUUGUUGUUACUAUAUACAGGGGAGAUGCCGAAAGGGUGAGAAGUGCAAUUUCUCCCACGAUACAGUUCCAUUGACAAAGUCGACGCCAUGCAAAUAUCUUGCUCAUGGCUUUUGUAUGAAAGGGGAUGACUGUCCGUUUGACCAUGAACUCUCGAAGUACCCAUGCGUAAAACAUGCUUCAAAUUAUCCCUGCCCAAGACUCCCCAAAUGUUUGUUUUCGCACGAGAUUGUCAAACAGCUCGAGAAUGCAACGGAAUCUUGACGGUGAAAUUGUAAUCCCACAUGGUGAACCGUAUGGCAUCACGUUGUUCAUUUAUUACUUCGAUUAUAUUUUACUUACCAGAGCUUAUUGACCAGAUAUUGACCUAGUAUAGAACAACAAGAUUCACCUGACACAGAGUUGGAUGAAGGUGAUUCAGCCAUGAGAGGAUUCUCUCUUAUGAUGGUUUUUUUCUUUGGUCUGAAUUUUGAUGAGAGUGAAAAUAUACUUAUGUAUUUAUUAAAGUUUACAACCAAACACCACUUGCAUUUAUUAACUGUAUAUAUUUCAUAUCAACUUAUUGAUUUGGAUUUCUUGUAUGCUACAUUGGGUAAAUAUGAUUAUGUAAUUAAUAAUUAUCAUUGAUUUAUC
This is a messenger RNA of Erythranthe guttata (spotted monkey flower), 1534 nucleotides long. The record is from RefSeq and is a predicted model, not a curated record. NCBI's taxonomy places the organism in Eukaryota, Viridiplantae, Streptophyta, Magnoliopsida, Lamiales, Phrymaceae.